This is a messenger RNA of Glycine soja, 723 nucleotides long. RefSeq lists its product as uncharacterized. The record is from RefSeq and is a predicted model, not a curated record. Gene Ontology annotation, molecular function: zinc ion binding; nucleic acid binding. Bases 1 to 723 code for a protein of 240 amino acids. The transcript has 3 exons. Lineage: Eukaryota; Viridiplantae; Streptophyta; Magnoliopsida; Fabales; Fabaceae.
AUGACUUUUAAAUCACCCAAAGCAAUUUGGGAUUAUCUGAAAGAGGAAUACGCUGGAGAUGAUAGAAUACGAAGCAUGCAAGUGUUGAAUUUAAGGAGGGAAUUUGAGCUUCAAAGGAUGCAAGAGUCAGAGGUAACGGUGCCGGAGAGGUAUGAAGCAUCUAUAGCUUCAUUGGAGAACACAAAGGAUCUAUCGAAAAUCACAUUGGCAGAAGUGCUACAUGCCCUGCAAGCUCAAGAGCAGCGAAGGUUGAUGAGGCAAGAUCUUGUUGUCGAAGGUGCUUUUCCCACCAAACAUCAUGAAGUUGAUGAAAGCAAAAAUGAUUUUUUCAAGAAGAAUCAACCAGCAAGCAGCGAAAACAGUGCAAACAACCAAGGUAAAGAUAAAAAGAAAAAUUAUCCACCUUGUCAGCAUUGUGGCAAAAAAGGUCAUGCACCUUUCAGAUGUUGGAGGAGACCAGAUGCAAAAUGUAACAAGUGCAACCAGAUAGGGCAUGAAGCGGUGAUCUGCGUCAACAAAAAUCACCAUGAUGAGGGAGCUCAGAUUGCUAAUCAAGAAGAAGAGGACCAACUGCUUGUAGCCACAUGCUUCUUGAGUAGUGAAUCAAGUGAAAGUUGGUUGAUUGAUAGUAGUUGUACGAACCAUAUGACAUAUGAUAAGACUUUAUUCAAAGAUUUGAAGCCAACUAGUGUCUCAAAGAUGUUGGCGGGUCAAGUGGCCUAG